This is a messenger RNA of Colletotrichum destructivum, 1802 nucleotides long. RefSeq names its product Putative UV excision repair protein Rad23. The record is from RefSeq and is a predicted model, not a curated record. NCBI's taxonomy places the organism in Eukaryota, Fungi, Ascomycota, Sordariomycetes, Glomerellales, Glomerellaceae. Gene Ontology annotation, biological process: proteasome-mediated ubiquitin-dependent protein catabolic process; nucleotide-excision repair. Gene Ontology annotation, molecular function: polyubiquitin modification-dependent protein binding; proteasome binding; damaged DNA binding. Gene Ontology annotation, cellular component: nucleoplasm; cytosol. The coding region runs from base 231 to 1430 and encodes 399 amino acids. The transcript is spliced from 7 exons.
UUCAGGUCACCACUCGCCUUCGUCAUCUCCAUUUAAUUCUGUGCCAGUCUUUCCCGCGCACAACAAAACCGCUGGAUGCUGGAUUUCUCAUCUUUCGCCCACAGCCCCUGCGCAUACCUUCCAGCGUCCUGCUCUUCAUCAAGCCCUCCGUCUUCCUCUCACCCAAUCUCACCGACACUCUAACCCCGUCCCUCGUCAUCGCAGCCUCCGCUGCACCAAACCUAGCCACCAUGAAGGUCACAUUCAAGGACUUGAAGCAACAAAAGUUCACGCUCGAUGUCGAGCCCACCGAGCUGGUCUCUGCCGUCAAGCAGAAGAUUGCCGGAGAGAAGGGAUGGGAUCCCAAGGACCAGAAGCUUAUCUACUCUGGCAAGAUCCUGAAGGACGACGACACCGUCGAGUCCUACAAGAUCGAGGAGAAGGGAUUCGUUGUCUGCAUGGUGAACAAGCCCAAGGCAGCCAAGGCAGCCCCCGCCGCCGAGUCGUCCUCGACGCCCGCCGUCCCGGCGACGCCCGCCCAGGCUGUCGCCGCGACCCCGGCCGCCCCUCCCGCUCCGGCCGCCCAGGCUGCUGCCCCCGCGGCCGCUCCCGCCACGCCCACCCCCGCGGCCAGAAGCACAGGAGGCGAUGCCGGAAGCACUGACCCGUCGAUGGCCAUGGGCGCCCACCGCCAGGAGGUGGUUGCGAACAUGGAGGCCAUGGGCUUCGAGCGCGCCCAGAUCGACGCCGCCAUGCGUGCUGCCUUCUACAACCCCGACAGAGCCGUCGAGUACCUGCUCAACGGCAUCCCCGACAACGUCCAGGAGGAGCAGCAGCAGCGUCAAGCCGCCGCCGCUGCCACCGCCGCUCAGCCUGCCGCCGGUGCGCCUGCUGCCGGCACCGACGAGGGCGGAAACGUCAACCUCUUCGAUCUCGCCGCCCAGGCCCGUGGUGGUGGUGGUGGUGGUGGUGGUGGUGGUAACGGCGGCGCCGGUGGCGGACGCUCCGCUGCCGGUGGCAACACUCAAGCUGCCGCCGCCGCCGCAGCCGCGGCUGCUGCCCAGGGUGGUUUCGGCAACCUGGACUUCCUGAGAAACAACGCCCAGUUCCAGCAACUGCGCCAGGUCGUCCAGCAACAGCCCCAGAUGCUGGAGCCCAUCCUCCAGCAACUUGGUGCCGGCAACCCCCAGCUCGCCCAGCUGAUCGCCAACAACCCCGACCAGUUCCUGCAGCUCCUGGGCGAGGAGGUGGACGACGACGUCCCUCUGCCCCCCGGCGCGCAGGCCAUCCAGGUCACCGAGGAGGAGCGCGACGCCAUUGAGCGGUUAUGCCGCCUCGGCUUCGACCGCGAUGCCGCCAUCCAGGCCUACUUCGCCUGCGACAAGAACGAGGAGCUCGCGGCAAACUUUUUGUUCGACCAGCCCGACGACGACGAUGCGCCCCAGAACUAAGCCACACCCCGCUACGACCGCAUGAUUACACAUUCUACGACAGAUAUGCAAGGCCCAGGGAUUGCCGGACGGUGUUGGCUUGGUAACAACGCAACGGAGACUCCAGGACACCCAGUCUAGACGACAGGGUCCAUCUCAGGCAGGGGGUACGAGGCCGUCGUCCUCGUCAUUCGUGGUGGUAGAUUCUUUUUCCGAAGAGCUGGCGUGGAGGCGGGCAGGCUGAGGACGCACACCGAGGCCGCGUGCCACGCGCAGCUGCAACGCACAUGCUUGUCUGUUGGCCAGGAGUGCUCUCCUGUUCUGGCUCGGAAGAGAGCGCGGCGUCAAUCCUAGGUACCCAGGCCAGGUAGUACCGGGUAAUCCAACUUUUCA